AUGCCGCUUUUCAAACAAGCACUCGCCAAUGCGUACUCCACAAAACUGGGCUGGGAAAUCGAUCCUGUCAUGGAAGUGAGUGUCCAUACCGGGGCUUCUGCGGCUUUGCUUAGUAUUGUGAUGGCUUUUGUGGAACCGGGUGAGGAGGUUAUUCUUUUGGAGCCGGUGUUUAGUGCGUAUGUUUGUUCUUUCAUUUCUUUGAUAGUCAAAAGAUUUGAGUUUGGCUUUGCUGAUGGGAGGAAAAGGUAUACAGCCUAUGUGAAAUUUGUGAAAGGGAUUCCUCGGUUCGUGGCAUUGCAUCCUCCAGCCGGAGCGGAGAAGGGGAAAUUGUAUGGGAAUGAGUGGGUGUUGGAUAUGAGUGAGCUGGAGGCUGCUAUCACGUCGAAGACUAAGUUAUUGGUAUGUUUAUUUACUUAUUUGUCCUGUCGUUAUAUAUAUAACUUCACUACUUAACUACCCCAAAAGAUCUUGAACAACCCGUAAGUCAAACCCAAUCAACCUCCCGGAAAUCAUGCUAAAGUUGACUCCUGAUAGUGAUAAACACAACCCCACAGGCAAAGUCUUCACCCCCUCAGAACUCCAUUCCAUAGGCGACCUCUGCGUCCGCAACUCCAUAAUCCUAGUCUCCGACGAAGUCUACAGCCACCUCGCCUACACACCAACCUUCACAUCCCUCGCGAGCAUUUCUCCCUCCAUCGCCGCUAGCACCAUAACCGUUGGUUCCAUCGGGAAACUAUUCAAUUGCACGGGCUGGAGACUCGGUCACGCCAUCGGACCGGCUUCACUUAUUCAUCCCGUUCAAGUGGCGCAUUACGUGCUUUGCUAUACGACUUCUGGGCCGCCGCAAAAGGCUGAGGUUGAGGGGUUUUUGGAAGCGGAUGGUGGGGUUUGGUGGGAGGUGGAUCGGAGGGAGGUGAGGGGGAUGGUUGAUGGCGUUUGUGGUGUUCUUGAUGGGCUGGGGAUUCCGGUGAGAAAGAAGUGAUUUUUUCGGUCGAGAUGAAGAAAUGUUCUGAUUUGUUGGUUCUGUAGUACGUUUAUCCUUCCGCUGCCUACUUUGUCCUGGCACACGUCGAUGGAAUCCCGAUUCCUGAGGGUUUUGUGUUUCCGCCGCAUAUUGCGGGUCUGUCUAGGGAUAUGAGGACUUGUUGGUUUUUGAUGAAUGAGAUUGGGGUCGCUACUAUACCUGGCACAAGUAAAUUUUAUUUUUAUUAA
Hymenoscyphus albidus is the source of this 1212-nucleotide messenger RNA. The record is from the annotation of a GenBank genome assembly. NCBI's taxonomy places the organism in Eukaryota, Fungi, Ascomycota, Leotiomycetes, Helotiales, Helotiaceae.